GAUAUAACAACAAUACCAUCGACAACAGUUGGUGAUUUGACAACAGCAGAGGAGGUAACGUCAAUAGAUAUCACAGCUGAUGAAGUAACAAGUGAAUCUGAGCGAACUACAUUUGUUGAUGCAACAACCAUACCGUCGACAACGGUAGAUGAUUUGACAACAUUGGAGGAGGUAACAUCCAUUGCUAUCACAACCGCUGAAGUAACGAGUGAUGCUGAUCAAACUACCUUGCUUGAUGCAUCAACGAUACCAUCGACAACAGUUGGUGAUUUGACAACAGCAGAGGAGGUAACGUCAAUAGAUAUCACAGCUGAUGAAGUAACAAGUGAAGCUGAGAUAACAUUACUUGAGAGGACAACGAUACCAUCGACAACAGUAGACGAUUUAACAUUAAUCGCUUUCACAACCGAUGAAGUAACAAGUGAGGAUGAGCAAACUACAUUUGUUGAUACAACAACCAUACCAUCGACAACGGUUGAUGAUUUGACAACAAUAGAGAAGGUAACAUCUAUAAAUAUCACAACCGCUGAAGUAACGAGUGAUGCUGAGCAAACUACCUUCCUCCAUGCAUCAUCUAUACUAUCGACGACAGUAGAUGAUUUGACAACAGUAGACGAGCUAACAUCAAUAGAAAUCACAACCGAUGAAGUAAUAAGUGAGCCUGAGAUAACUACAUUACUUGAUGCUAAAACGAUACCAUCAACAACGGCAGAUGAUUUAACAACAGUUGAGGAGGUAACAUCUAUAGAUAUCACAAACGAUGAAGUCAGUGAUGUGACUACUAGUGACGUAACAACGGUAAAUCAUUCUACAACUUCUUUUGAUAUAACCACCUUACAGAUAACAAGUGUAGAUACUACGAAUACAGUACCAUCAACAACUGGAAGUGUUAGAACUUUGGAGCCUACUACUUUACUAAUCACCACAGUAUUUACAACAAUUCCAGUUGUCACCUGCCCUCUUGGUCAGGUUCUAUGUGUUGGGAGUUCAAUAUGUAUUCCAGAAUCAUAUCUUUGUGAUCUGCACAUAGACUGCAUUAAUGGUUACGAUGAAACAGAGGAGGCUGGAUGUGUUUGUAAGGAAGACGAAUACAGAUGUAGUGACGGGAAAUGCAUACCAAACGAUUUUUUGUGUGAUAGCACCAUGAAUGAUUGCUUGAACAAUGAAGAUGAAGAACUUGAUAUAUGUGCUGAAACAUGUGACAUACCAGACAGCCAUAAAAACAGUUACUUUUUCCCGUUCAAAUUCAGAUAUAAACCUGGUGAAAGUAUAACUUAUAUGUGUUUUGACGGAUAUACAAUGUCUGGUAGUUCCACAAGUAUAUGUAAUAAUACACAAUGGUCAAAUGAUCCACCGGAUUGUCACGAAAAUUGCAAUAGCCUAAAACCACCUGACAAUGGACAGUUAUAUCCUGAUGUUCAAAUCAUCCACGGCCAAGCUGUUACAUUUUCGUGCAAUAAUGGAUAUGACUUGAUAGGUGCCCAGACAUUAAUAUGCAACGAUGGCCGCUACAUUGAUAAUACUCCUACAUGCCUUGAAAUUAAUGACUGUGAUCCCAGCCCGUGUUUGAAUGGAGGUACAUGUACAGAUGGAGUGGCCAACUACACCUGUAGCUGCUCGAAUGCAUGGCAAGGUGUAAAUUGUACCACAGAUACCAAUGAAUGUGCUGAGGAAGUUGAUAAUUGUCACGUGUCGGCAUCAUGUGACAAUACAGAUGGAAGUUACAGUUGCACAUGUAAUGAAGGUUAUUUUGGUGAUGGCUUCAAGUGCUAUGAAAAAAUCUUCUUCGACUUCGAUCAAGAUACAAGUUUACGAGAGAAGCAUGAGCGUACGAAUGGUACAGAGCUGAUAUCAGUCACAUUUAGACCGCGAUGCGGAUUCCCGUUUGGUAAUAAAUUUUACAAAGAGAUAUACUUCACUGAGAAUGGUGUGAUCGUGUUUCCUGAAGAGAAUUCAGAAAGGUAUGGAUAUCCAAAUGCGUAUGAUGAAGGGUUUACUGGUGCAAAUUCUGAGGCUAUGAUUGUUGCGCCAUUCUGGACCGAUGUUGACCUGUCUCAAGACUAUGGCGAUGUAUUCUACAGGCUUCAUGACACUUAUGAUUCCGUCAUUAUGGAUGCAAAUGAAAGAAUUCGUAGUAAUCCCGAAACCAGUCAGUUACAAUUUAAUGGCACGUGGAUGUUAGUUGUUACAUGGUAUCAAGUCCCUCAAUAUCUGGCAAACUUCACUUUUGAAAGGCCUAAUACAUUCCAAGCAGCAUUAAUAACUGAUGGAAUUUAUGGAAUAAUAUUCUUCAAUUUUGAGGAGACGAAAAUGCAGUGGGAUACUUCAAUUAUUAUCAAUAAGAAUCUCAUCAUUGGGUUUAACCGUGACGAUGGAUUCGAAAAUGCACAGAUUGAUUAUUUUAGUACUAUCGACGGAGCAUACAGGCCAGAUAAUGUAGAUGGAAACACAAAUCUUAAAGGAAGGUGGAUUUAUCGUAGUGAAAGUAAUACAGCAGAUACCGUGAACCCGUGCGUCAUGUGCGUAGAAUGGUACGAUAGACAGCCUGAUCCGGCUUCAUGGAUUGGACAGCUAGGUUCCUGUCCCUGUGGAUUUGAUCAAGGGAGUGGAGAUUUGGCGUUUUCACAAAGUAACAGUACAGCAACCGAUCAACAAUUAGAUGAUUCGUUAUUAGCAGACAUACAAGAGCUAGCUGGGAAUGCAUUCUGCAUACGUACUGUAUUGCCAAAUGGUGACGGCGCAGGUAUGCAAUGCUGUUACAGAAGUGACCAUUCGUUGAUCGAAGGAUUCGGAGAUACUCAGUCGAGUAGUUUUGCACUAAGACAUCAGUUUCAAUCAGUGUUUGCUAUCGAUGCUGAUCAAUACCAACUAUACUUAGAUGACGAUCUAUUUCCACGGUAUUUUUGUUGCGACGCGUCACAGGACCAACAACUGUGUGAUCUUUACAUUGAGAAACGUCCUGCAGGGAAAUGCGAUGGUUACGUUCCACCAAAAACAGGAUGGAUGUUUGGUGACCCUCACUUACAGACACUAGAUGGUAUAGAGUUCACAUUCAAUGGAUUGGGGGAGUAUGUUCUUGUUGAUGUAGACGAUCAAUUUAUAAUUGUCCAGGGUAGAACUGAGAAGGUUGAGGAAAAUGUCAAUGCGACAGUCUUUACAGCCUUUUCCGUACAGCAGAUUGGCUCGACAACGUUUCAAAUUUCGUCGGAGGGUAGUAAUGAUUUUGAAGUUCUUCUUAAUGGAACAGAUGUUAUCAAUCGAACUAUUUUAGGUGCAG
Molecule: messenger RNA, 3277 nt
Organism: Anneissia japonica
Lineage: Eukaryota; Metazoa; Echinodermata; Crinoidea; Comatulida; Comatulidae
Product: mucin-4-like
Exons: 15
Biological process (GO): cell-matrix adhesion
Molecular function (GO): calcium ion binding
Source: RefSeq, a predicted model, not a curated record